Equus caballus (horse) is the source of this 7499-nucleotide messenger RNA. NCBI's taxonomy places the organism in Eukaryota, Metazoa, Chordata, Mammalia, Perissodactyla, Equidae. The record is from RefSeq and is a predicted model, not a curated record.
GCCAUUCAGAAAGCUUGCCAGUGAGAAGACAGCCAUACACUCAGCCUCAGAAGAAAGAAGCUGAACGAAUUACUUGAGAGAGAAAGAAGAGGAGCGAGCGUGUGAGCUGAGAGCGCGCGGGCGGCCCGAGCCUCGGCGGCGGCGGCGACGGCGGCGCUGACACCUCCCACCAUGGACAGCUUCGACUUAGCCCUGCUCCAGGAAUGGGACCUCGAGUCGCUGUGGGGUGAAGACAUCUUAAACCAGAGGAAUGACUCUCUAGUUGUGGAAUUUCAGUCAUCAGCCAGCAGAUGCAGGAGUGUCUAUGAACCAGAUAGAAAUGUGUUACGGAGGAAAGAACGAGAAAGAAGAAAUCAGGAAACUCAACAGGAUGAUGGCACGUUUAGUUCAAGUUACUCCCUCUUCAGUGAACCCUACAAGACUAACAAGGGGGAUGAGCUCUCCAACCGGAUCCAGAAUACUUUAGGCAAUUAUGAUGAAAUGAAAGACUUUUUAACUGAUAGAUCUAAUCAGAGUCAUCUCGUUGGCGUUCCCAAACCUGGGGUUCCUCAGGCUCCUGUGAACAAGAUUGAUGAACAUUUUGUUGCAGAUUCAAGAGCCCAGACCCAGCCCUCGUCUGUCUGUAGCACUGCAUCUUCCACACCAGCAGCUGUCCCCGUGCAGCAGAGUAAGAGGGGCACCAUGGGCUGGCAGAAGGCUGGGCACCCACCAUCUGAUGGCCAACAGAGAGCAACACAACAGGGCUCUCUCAGGACCUUGCUUGGUGAUGGUGUUGGCAGACAGCAGUCACGGACCAAACAAGUGUGCAAUGUAGAAGUGGGUCUUCAGACCCAGGAAAGGCCACCUGCUAUAGCAGCCAAGCACAGUGGCAGUGGACACUGUGUCCAGAACUUUCCUCCUUCCCUGGCUUCAAAACCCAGCUUGAUCCAGCAGAAACCGACUGCAUAUGUGCGGCCGAUGGACGGCCAAGAUCAGGCACCUGAUGAAUCUCCAAAGCUUAAGUCAUCCACGGAAACCAGCGUGCACUGCACGUCGUAUAGGGGAGUCCCGGCCACCAAACCAGAGUCCGCCAGAGCCAAAGCCAAGCUUUCCAAGUUCGGCAUCCCCAGACAAGGAGAGGAGAGUAGAUCUGGAGAAACCAACAGCUGUGUUGAAGAAAUAAUUCGGGAGAUGACCUGGCUUCCACCACUUUCUGCUAUUCAAGCACCUGGCAAAGUGGAACCAAGCAAAUUUCCAUUUCCAAAUAAGGACUCUCAGCUUGUUUCCUCUGGACACAAUAAUCCAAAGAAAGGUGAUGCUGAGCCAGAGAGUCCAGACAAUGGCACAUCGAAUACAUCAAUGCUAGAAGAUGACCUUAAGCUAAGUAGUGAUGAAGAAGAGAACGAACAGCAGGCAGCCCAGAGAACUGCACUCCACGGUCUGUCUGACAGCGCCGUGGUCCAGCAGGCCGACUGCAGAGCCUCCGCGCCUCCCAGCAAGGGCAGCAGCAGCGGCAGCAGCAGCAGCGGCAACAGUUCCUCCAGCGACUCGGAGAGCAGCUCCGGAUCCGACUCGGAGACCGAGAGCAGUUCUAGCGAGAGUGAGGGCAGCAAGCCUCCCCACUACUCCAGCCCCGAGGCUGAACCAGCGUCCUCUAACAAGUGGCAGCUGGAUAAAUGGCUAAACAAAGUUAAUCCUCACAAGCCACCCAUUCUGAUCCAAAAUGAAAGCCACGGGCCAGAGGGCAAUCAGUACUACACCCCGGUGAAGGACGACGCGCAGGACUGUGGGAAACUCCCCGACGUUUGCCAAACCAGCCUGAGAGAGAAGGACAUCAAGAGCGCCUGCAAGGAGGAGCAGAGGCCCAGGACAGCGAACAAGGCCCCGGGGAGUAAAGGGGUGAAGCAGAAGUCCCCGCCCGCGGCCGUGGCCGUGCCCGUGACCGCAGCCGCGCCCCCACCCGCGGUGCCUGGUGCGCCCGCCGAGAGCGCGCCCGCGCCCACCCGGAGGUCUGGGGGCAAGAAGCCCACCAGGCGCACCGAGAGGACCUCCGCCGGCGACGGCGCCACCUGCCACCGGCCCGAGGAGCCCGCGGCCGCGGACGCCCUGGGGGCGAGCGUGGUGACCCCUCCCGAGCCCCCCAAAGCCAGACCCUGCGGCAACAGCAGAACCAGCCACCGCAAGGAGCUGCGCGCCUCGGUGACCUGCGAGAAGCGGCGCACGCGGGGGCUGAGCAGGAUCGUGCCCAAAUCCAAGGAGUUCAUUGAGACAGAGUCGUCGUCUUCGUCCUCCUCCUCGGACUCGGACCUGGAGUCGGAGCAGGAGGAGUACCCUCUGUCCAAAGCGCAGGCCGUGGCCGCCGCCGCCUCCUCCGGGAGUGACCAGAGGCUGAAGGAGGCUGCCAACAGCGUCAGCAGCGGCGGCGGCCCCCGGGCCGCCGUGGGCUCCAUCAACGCCAGGACCACCAGUGACAUCGCCAAGGAGCUGGAGGAGCAGUUCUACACGCUCGUCCCCUUCGGCCGGAACGAACUUCUCUCCCCGCUGAAGGACAGUGAUGAGGUCAGGUCUCUCUGGGUCAAAAUUGACCUGACCCUCCUGUCCAGGAUCCCGGAACACCUGCCCCAGGAACCGGGGGUCUUGAGCGCCCCUGCAUCCAAGGACACUGAGAGCGCACCGCCAAGCCACACCUCCGACACCCCUGCCGAAAAGGCCUUGCCAAAAUCCAAGAGGAAACGCAAGUGUGACAACGAAGACGACUACCGGGAGAUCAAAAAGGCCCAGGGAGAGAAGGAGAGCUCUUCACGACAGACCGCCUCGGCCAACAGUGCUUUGUCUGCGAACCACUGCAACAUGAGCAUCAACAGCUUGGCAAUACCAAUAAAUAAAAAUGAAAAAACGCUCCGGUCACCCAUCUCACCCCUCUCCGACGCAUCCAGGCACAAACACUCCAGCGAGGACUUCACUUCUUCCAGCAGAUCCACCAGCAAUGGGCUGUUCACUUCCUCCUCCAACAAAAAGCAUAAGACGGAGAACCAGCCGCAGCCUCAUGCCGGAGACCUCACGAAAGCCGCUCACAACAAUUCCGAAAACGUUCUCCACAAGUCACGGCCACAGACAGAGCCGUGGUCUCCAGGCUCCAAUGGCCACAGGGACUGCAAGAGGCAGAAACUGGUCUUCGAUGAUAUGCCACGCAGUGCAGAUUAUUUUAUGCAAGAAGCUAAACGAAUGAAGCAUAAAGCAGAUGCAAUGGUGGAAAAGUUUGGAAAGGCUCUGAACUACGCUGAAGCUGCCCUGUCAUUCAUCGAGUGUGGAAAUGCAAUGGAACAAGGCCCGAUGGAAUCCAAAUCUCCUUACACGAUGUACUCAGAAACGGUGGAGCUCAUCAGGUAUGCUAUGAGACUAAAAACCCACUCAGGCCCCAAUGCCACACCAGAGGAUAAACAACUGGCUGCACUAUGUUACCGAUGCCUGGCUCUCCUUUACUGGCGGAUGUUUCGACUCAAAAGGGACCAUGCUGUAAAGUAUUCAAAAGCACUGAUCGACUAUUUCAAGAAUUCAUCUAAAGCUGCCCAAGCCCCAUCGCCAUGGGGGGCCAGUGGAAAGAGCACUGGAACCCCAUCCCCCAUGUCUCCCAACCCCUCCCCCACCAGCUCCGUGGGAUCUCAGGGGAGCCUCUCCAAUGCUAGCACCCUGUCCCCUUCGACCAUUGUCAGCAUCCCACAGCGCAUCCACCAGAUGGCAGCCAACCACGUCAGCAUCACCAACAGCAUUCUCCACAGCUAUGACUACUGGGAGAUGGCGGACAACCUGGCCAAGGAAAACAGAGAAUUCUUCAACGACCUGGAUCUGCUCAUGGGGCCUGUUACCCUGCACAGCAGCAUGGAGCACCUGGUCCAGUACUCCCAGCAGGGCCUGCACUGGCUGCGGAACAGCACCCACCUGUCAUAGGGACCUCACCCUUGAGCUGGGUCAUGCUCCCGUCUCCAUGGACAGCUCAAUGUUUCUGGACACUGUGCUACUGUAAUUCCCAGCCACAGCAUUUAUCAAACUGCGGUGAAGAUUUUCUCAGCAUUGAACAAUGGUCUUUUCCCAGGGCAUGUGUGUUUGUAUGUGUGGGUGUAUAAGAAGCUGCCUGUGUAUGUGUGUAAGAUACACACCUCUUUAGAACACAUUUUCUUUGUCUAGUUUCCAUAAUCCCAGGCUAGACAAAGUGAUCAGAGGUUUCUGAUUAGAGAAAAUACACUUACACACACACACACACACACACACACACACUUUCUGUUUCAAAGCUAAACCAUGACUUCUUAGAACAUUCAACCAAAAUCUCAUGGGUUAGUUAACCAGGUGCAAUACAGCACACCAAAAGCUUGACUGCCAGUUAAUAUGAACCUAGUUCUUAUACUAUUGAUUACUUUCAGUAUUAUUAUACUAUACCCCAAUUAUUUUUUGAUUGUGUAUAUUAAUGGGUAAUUGAAUAAUGAAAAUAAGUCAGUUAUUUUUGUGCUGGACGUUUACUAGAUUGCAUGUUACCAAAUACUCUGACUUUUGUUGAUUACCCACUCCUUCCCUCCAACUUUAUUAUCAACUAAACAUGUUACAAGCAAAUGAACCAACUCCUACAGGCCUUCCCUGCCCCCAAAAUAGUAUGAAAAUGGCACUGAGAUUUAAAAACUCAGUGCCUCUGAAAGUUAACCCACAUUAAAGCUGCAAUAACUGUGUUUUGGACCUCAGUUAGGAAUUGAAAUCUUUCGCACAUCCAACAACAAGCCCGUCCAGCACGUUUCUUCUUCCUGCCGCUGUGACACGGUGGCUGUCGGGCCUCGUGGCAUUUGUUGGCCAAUGCUUUUCAAGUCUUUUCUUUCUGAAAUAGCUUUCUUACUAAUUUCUUGGCCAAAUUAGGACGUUACCUAGAAUGUCCCUUCGCUGGGAGUCUGUAUCUGUUGCUUAUCAGGCUGAGAACUAUUUGCUUAUCAUGAAUCUGUCUAAUCGUCUCAGUCGUCCUGCAGAAUGUGCCUCUGCAGCCCUGUAAUGCAUUUCGAUCCGGGGGAUAUGUUUUAGGCUUGGAUUAGCAAGCUGCUUGCUACGCAGGGUAAAUUAUUCCUGCAAUGAUUGCAGUUCUGUUUGGGGUAGCAACGACCAGAACAUCAUGCUUCCAUCCUGUGCGUCUGGUGUGUUUACGUCCUGCCCUUGAUUCUUUUCUUUUCUUUUUUUUUUAAUUAAGUUUACAUUUUAGUUUUUUGACAUCUUGUUUACAGAUUUUGUCUAAAACAUUUCUAUUAUAGUCUCUUGUCAUGCCUUAGGUUUAGUCUUCUUGUUAAAUCUAUUUGGAUAUAAAAAUAUUGGUAAAAAAAAAACUCCUGAAAACGAGGAUAUACUUUGCCACACUUGAACAACAAAAAUAAUGUCCCUGAGGCCUCUCACUUGACAAAAUUGCACCAGGACAGUCUGAGAAAGACAGGUGAUGUGGCACGUGGAACAGUCCAUUUUUCAAGGUGCUGGUGGUUUAUAAUAGAUACUAAUAUAUGCUUUCAGUGAUGGUCUUAUUAGUUUGGUGGCGGUGUCAACGUUUUUGUCAGCCUGCUCUGUAGGUGGGAAAAAAGAUUGCUGUAAUUCCCUAGCUGUAAGCACUGAUUCAAAGCUGCAAAUGAUUGAACAACUUUGGUGAUUUGAAAUUACUUUAAAAUGAGCAGAUGAAGGGUUUGUGAAAUUUGCAUUUGGCUUUGGCCUUAAGCAUCUGGAAAUAUUAACGGUAUUUCUGUGUUACAUUUAUCCACCUGAGGUGCUUCUUACAUACCUUUGAAUAAUUGUAGGCGGAGUUCACAAUCCCAUCCUAUGUUGGAAAUUUGGGUCUAACUUAAGAAAUUUGGAUUUUUUUUUUUUUUUUUUUGGAGGACUGAGGUUUAGUUAUACUUGCUCUUGCUGAGUUCUGAUGAAAUGUUCAAACUCUCACAUAAAGGGAUGACCCUCAGGGUCCAUCGGGCCUCCCCAGGGUGCUUUCCUGGUUUUGCCCAUCUUUAAAGUUGCAGGCCUUGUUGUGGUACCCGUGUGAUGUGCUUGACCAUGAAACCCAUUUAGAUACACAGGUGGCCUCUGGCUGAUUGUGCCGGUGGCACUUUGUCAGUACUUUGGUGACCCACAUGUCCCAACAAAACUUGAAAAUGGUCAUUUUGGGGAUGGUCAGAGCAUGCCGUUCCUCUCCCUGUCUUUUAUUUCAUUGGUAGAGCAUGUCAGGGCAGCGGUUUUUGUUCACGUUGGCAUAGAUGAUUUUGGUAAGGAGCCAUCUUCUGAUUGUUGUUUGUGAAAGUCCUUCAGAGCUUGUUCCUUUUGUUUGGUUUUGUUCAAAGUGGAAAUCUUUCUUGUGUUCUCUGAUUAUGAAAGUAAUACAUGCUCAUUGUAAAAAUGCAAACAAUACAAAAACAUAGAAAGUAGUCAGUCCCGUCCUCCGGAGAAAACCACUGCUCACCGUUUCAUAUGUAUCUUUCUAGUGAUUCUCGCAUUUAAACACAUCACGUCUAUUACCAUUUUUUUCUAUUUGAAGACAUAUUAUUUCUUCAGAAGUUCAACACAAGUUCGACUGACCUUAUCCUUCUGUGACCUGAAUGGAUGCCAUCCUUUAUCACAAUGUUAGCGUUAUCUUUGAAAGAGAGUAACCCCAAUAUAUUCCUGAUCAAAAUUUAGGGUUUGUUACUACUCUACACAGAUCAGACUUAUGUGCAGAAUUGUGCCUGGAAAGAGAGGUUUAGUUAAAACAGAUAUUUCUGGAAACUUUCAAAUUGCAAAUGGAAACUCAGACCCACUAUCUAAAGAGGAAUGUACUGGAAAAAUAAUCUGAAGAGUUGACAAAUUGUAUGCUAGAUUGAACACGUGGAAUGCAAUGCAGUGAGACUUUCUGCACUAAACUUAUCCUGUUAUGUACAACAAUGAUGUGUGUAUUAUAUAACAGUGAUGUGUACAUUUCUGACAUCCCAUACAUAAUAUACACAGUUUGUAUAAAUGCAUACAUUUAAAAAUAUAUAUGUACAAUACAGCUAACAUAAAACUGUAGUACGCCCGAAGGAUAUUACUAGUGCCUAAUAUUGAGUACAAGUCACUGCGUGUUCAAAUCACCUUGGAAGUGCAGUAAUUGUUAUAAAAUUGAUCAGUGCAGCCAACAUUAUUUACGAAUCACAUCUUUGAAACUGUGCAGUAGUAUAUACAUAUAUAUUUUUAAAUAACAUUUUUCACAGUUUUCCAGAGUUACUGUUGAAAUCUGUAUCACCAAAAAAAAGAAAAAGCAAGAUUUUUUUAAUGAUGUAGACACUCUUCAGACCCAGUAAUCUGUGUGUGAUUUUCUGUUUGUAGAUACCCAAGAGACUUUAGCAGUCACCAGCCUUAAUGCAUGUACAGGAUAUUAUUGUGACUUAAUUUAUCGCAGUUUUUAAUCCAUGUGAAAUUGGAAUUUAUAAACUGACUUGGAUUAAAUAUGUCUGCCUUUCUAAGGUUGCAAAUGUUACAUUAAAUGAUUUAUGUUGUAAAUGAGA